UCCCUCUGAUUCCGGGCUGUCAUGGCGACCCCCAACAACCUGACCCCCACCAACUGCAGCUGGUGGCCCAUCUCGGCGCUGGAGAGCGAUGCGGCCAAGCCGGUGGAGGCCCCGGACGCGCCCGAGGCAUUCAGCCCCGCCCAUUGGCCCAAGGAGAGCCUGGUUCUGUACCACUGGACCCAGUCCUUCAGCUCACAGAAGGUGCGGCUGGUGAUUGCCGAGAAGGGCCUGGCGUGUGAGGAGCGGGACGUGAGCCUGCCGCAGAGCGAGCACAAGGAGCCCUGGUUCAUGCGGCUCAACCUGGGGGAGGAGGUGCCCGUCGUCAUCCACCGGGACAAUAUCAUCAGCGACUAUGACCAGAUCAUCGACUACGUGGAGCGGACCUUCACAGGAGAGCACGUGGUGGCCCUGAUGCCCGAGGCGGGCAGCGCUCAGCACGCGAGGGUGCUGCAGUACCGGGAGCUGCUGGACGCGUUGCCCAUGGAUGCCUACACGCACGGUUGCAUCCUGCACCCCGAGCUCACCACCGACUCUAUGAUCCCCAAGUACGCCACGGCCGAGAUCCGCAGACAUUUAGCCAAUGCCACCACAGACCUCAUGAAGUUGGACCAUGAAGAGGAGCCCCAGCUCUCUGAGCCCUACCUUUCCAAACAGAAGAAGCUCAUGGCCAAGAUCCUGGAGCAUGAUGAUGUGAGCUACCUGAAGAAGAUCCUUGGGGAGCUGGCCAUGGUGUUGGACCAGAUCGAGGCGGAGCUGGAGAAGAGGAAACUGGAGAACGAGGGGCAGAAGUGUGAGCUGUGGCUCUGCGGCUGUGCCUUCACCCUCGCCGACGUCCUCCUGGGAGCCACCCUGCACCGCCUCAAGUUCCUGGGACUGUCCAAGAAGUACUGGGAAGACGGCAGCCGGCCCAACCUGCAGUCCUUCUUUGAGAGGGUCCAGAAGCGCCUGGCCUUCCGGAAAGUCCUCGGCGACAUCCACACCACCCUGCUGUCGGCUGUCAUCCCCAAUGCGUUCCGGCUGGUCAAGCGGAAACCCCCAUCUUUCUUUGGGGCAUCCUUCCUCAUGGGCUCUCUGGGGGGGAUGGGCUACUUUGCCUACUGGUACCUCAAGAAAAAAUACAUCUAGAGCCAGGCCUGGGCUUGGUGCCUGUCGGUGUCUCUGUACUGUGUGACUCCCAGCAAGCUCUCAGUCAGCCACUGUCUCAUGAACACUCGGACAGCCACUCCCCGCCCCGUUUGGAGUAACUCUAUCGUCAAUGUGAAAACAUUCCAUAGUUUAGAAGUAGACGUUGCCAAUGCCGUGAGUUGAGGCCACGGCUCUACUAAAGGAGAGAAAGAGUGAGUGUGAGAGAGAAAGAGAGAGA
Enhydra lutris kenyoni (northern sea otter) is the source of this 1363-nucleotide messenger RNA. Its product is annotated as ganglioside induced differentiation associated protein 1 like 1. NCBI's taxonomy places the organism in Eukaryota, Metazoa, Chordata, Mammalia, Carnivora, Mustelidae. Bases 22 to 1125 code for a protein of 367 amino acids. The transcript has 6 exons. The record is from RefSeq and is a predicted model, not a curated record.